This is a messenger RNA of Lineus longissimus, 4211 nucleotides long. RefSeq lists its product as uncharacterized. NCBI's taxonomy places the organism in Eukaryota, Metazoa, Nemertea, Pilidiophora, Heteronemertea, Lineidae. Gene Ontology annotation, cellular component: cytoplasm. The coding region runs from base 397 to 3606 and encodes 1069 amino acids. Gene Ontology annotation, molecular function: protein kinase activity; ATP binding. Gene Ontology annotation, biological process: positive regulation of fibroblast growth factor receptor signaling pathway; negative regulation of apoptotic process; protein phosphorylation. The record is from RefSeq and is a predicted model, not a curated record. The transcript has 7 exons.
AAGAUUAAUCCCUUGGAUCGAGGUUACCCAUCCUACAGAUAAACUCCUGACCGGUCAACAGGAGCUUACGCCCCCAAAUCGAGUUCAUGACGAGUGAAUUGCUGUCAAGUACCAGUCUCUGUAAUGAGUGAAUGGAGGAGACUGGUGAAAGAGUCUACCACUAAUCAGGUUCAUGUGGAAGCAAUGGCAACGACAUCACAACGACAAUAACAACAACGAGGAAGCAAAUUUGGGUUUUCCCCAGGCUGGUAUAGCAGACAGCUCACCUUUGCCAUGUUUGCGCAGUUACUUAACUGUCGAUUUAACCGGUUUAACACAAGAAUAAGGAAGUGUCGAGUUGACAUCAUUUGGAACUGGAUGGGUGAUAUUGGUUAUUAGGACACAAGAUCCACCACCAUGGUUGUGCCCGAAACUGACAAAGGAGGACCAAAAGAUGAAUUUGCAGGAGAUCUCAUUGGCAUUUUCCGCCAAUACAAUAUUGACAAAAACAUCCUUCGCCGACUCUUCUACCGAACAGGACUUACUUUCUCUGAGGUAAAGAUGAAACUGGCAAAAGACAUCAAAGAUGACAAAUUUAAAAAAAGUCUCGAUCAGACGAUCAUGUACCAUGACACGCUCCACAAAGUUGAUCGAGUCAUCAAUCAGAUCCCCUCGAUCAUAUUCAUAGGGCAAACAAAGUCAGGCAAAAGUAGCCUGAUUAAUGAAAUUCUCGAAGCAACAGUGGUCGCAGUUGACCAGCGUCCAUGUACCGCCAGACUGGUCCAACUCGAGUAUACGCAUCAUGAUAAACCUUGUGUGAUGAUCGUCGACAAAGCAGGAAAUAUACUGGAGAAGAAGACUUUGACCAAGAAGUACAUCCCGUCAGAAUGGAUCAACUUGCCUCAUGAACAACGCCAGAAGGAGGAGAUCGUCACACAGAAGGUGAUUGCCCAGGUGAAGAAUGCCUUCCUGGAGAGUGGUGUACGAAUCAUUGACUCGCCGGGUCAGGAUGAGAAUCCACUCCUGGACAAACUGGUGAUGGGACAUCUGGAGACGAUCCUGCCACUGAUCGUGUAUGUCAUCGAUGGCAGGAAUCUAGUCACAACCAAGGACAUUGAAGACAUUCGCACCAUCCAGAGUAACACUCCAUCCAAGAACAUCUUCUUCGUUGUCAGCAAACUGGAUUGUAACGAAGAGGCAGACACCAGUGAGAGCAGUUACGAUGAUGAAGAGGAUGAUGAUGAUGAUGACAGGGAAGAAAGGGUUAAGCAACAGGAGAAUAAGAUCAUGCAAAUGGUUUUCAACAGGCUCUGCCGGGAGGGCAUUCUGGAUAAAGACAUCAAAAUGGAGGAAUGUGAUAGAAUCUAUGGUCUGUCUGCCUGGAGGAUUAAAGAGGAUCGCCGUCUGCGCAGAGAAUUAGAGCAAUCAAAAAAGAAAAAGCGACCAGCGAAUCGCUUCACAACAGCCUUUGAAGUCUUCAAGAGACAACUUGUGAGGUUCUCUAAGGUACAGUUGAACUACUUCGUUGAAACAGCAGCCGAGACUUUAGCAAAGAUACACCAAGGUUGCAUCAACUUCUUCAUUGAUGAAGCUAACCGUAUCUACAAUGAUAACAGUAGCUAUGACACGUUCAUCUUGAAUGUGCGUGAGAGGGAGGACAGACUGGUCAAAGAACUCAAAGCUAAGAUUGAAGAGGAACAGGGACCAAUCACAGGCCGCAUCAGAAAAUUUCUGCUAGGGAUUAAAUCCAAAGUUGUCUCUGAUGCUGGGAUGUAUCCUUACAAGGAUGUCAACGCUGGGUUGGCAUAUGCCAUGGAAAAGGCCGCAAUCCUCUCAGUGGAGCCAUCAGCGGCACCCAGGGACAGGAUGAAUUCUCUGUAUGCAUUUGAGCAGCUUGGACCGUUGCUCCUCAAGAAAGGUGCUGAUGAGAGAGAGAGUCUAGACUGGAUUAAAGCUGAAUCUAAUACCGAACCCAGGCCUGACAAUCCAGCAACACCAAGUCCACAUCUCAGUCCAGAUGCCCCACAAUUACGCACCGGUUCAAGGCUAUCUGCAGAAGUCUCUUCCUGCCGCUCCAGUGCCGAGAUCGAUUUUGAUGUCCCUCUUGGCCGGAAUCAAAAUGGUGGCACCACAGGUGGUAGCAAUGAUGGAGUGCUCAGUUGGGAUUUCCUCUCAGCGGUGCAAGGAGACACCCUGGUGACUGAUAUGAGGGUCGUCGUUGAAUGCCAGAAUCAGAUCAGACGUUUCACAAGAGAGAAAGUUGGUCUUGGUUUGUCCAACAUGAUUUGGGAUGACAUGAUUCGCCCAGGAGGGGUCCUGGAUACGUUAGCACAAACUGCUAAGGGUUUUGAUAUUGCUGGUGCCUCUGAUGACCCUGCUACUGUACUUCGCAAUCUGAUACAUGAGCAUUACGAAUACAGGUACAACCCAGAGAUUGAGAAGAUGGAAAUGAACUUCAAAAGGCGCAUCCGCAACGGCAUGAAGAGGUUUCUAACCAGCUUGACUGAUAUGCCACAGACGUCAGGAGGUGUCGGGAACAUACCUGUCAAUCAACGUGAAUGGAAAGAGCAGAUAGCCAGAGAGGCAUUCAUUGGUGUAAAGGCAGAAGAAGUCAUGAAGGAAAUCGUCCUGCAUCUGAAAGAUCAUGUGCAAGAGGGACAUGAGCAGUUCAAAGAGCGCCAGGAAAUGGUGGACUAUGUGUACCGCCAGCAGUGUCUGAUUGGCAAGCAGAAUAGACAGACAAUCCGGGACUGUGCACCAAAGAUUGCCGAGUUGGAAGUGCGCUCACUUGACCUCAUCCAUGCACACAGGUACAACCCCUUCACACCUGUGCGUAACAUAGGAAUGGGAGCCCAGUGUAUUGUCCAGACCAUUGAUAAACUGGGACCGAAUGGAGAAGUGAUGGUGGUCAAAAGGCGCGAAGUAAUGACAAUACAGGAACUACAGCAAGUAGCACUGGAAGUCCAUCACACAAGGAAUGUUGACCAUCCAAACCUUGCCAAGUUGCACGGCUGCACAAUCAACUACUGCUAUCAAGAAAACCAACCAACGAAAGCAGAAAUGUGCCUUUUCUACAAGCAAGAAGAAGGGGACUUGCUGUAUAUGAUUGCUAACCGACGAUUUCCGGAGUUGACGGAUCGCCUAGUGAUGGCGUUACAGGUUGCAGAGGCCGUGAAGUAUCUACACGACAAGAACAUCACACACCGUGACAUCAAGGGAGCCAAUGUUUUGGUUGACCCAGUCACAAACCAUGUCACACUCACAGAUUUUGGACACAUGAAACCAUUUGGAUUGACAGCAGAGACAAUCUGUGGAACACCAGGGUUUAUGGCACCAGAACUACUGGAGAAAGGUCUUCAUGCCGUGCUCUGUCCUGCAGUAGAUAUCUAUGCUUUUGGAAUAUUCCUGUGGUACAUCGUAGAUGGCACCGGCUUUGACCCGUUUAUGAGCAAAGGCUAUUUACAGGUUUUUGAAGAGACAAAGAAUGGUGUUCGCCCACCACUCAAUCCCUCGUAUCCCAAGAACUGUGUGGAUCUGAUGACUUCAUGCUGGCAAACAGAUCCAAACAAACGGCCAUUCAUAAAGGAUCUUGUGAUAAGGUUGAAAGAGAUCAUUGAGGGAAUGUAGGAGAAUUUGAAAUGCAAUGAUUGAAACAUUGUUCCCUGUUUCUAUAGAGGAUGAAGUGAUGUUUCACAUUAGGCUCUCAGCAAAGGUCAAGAUUAAAUGGUUUUGGCAGCAGAGUACAAGUCUGGCUUUUGCUUCCAUGAGACUCAUAGCCCUGAAGAGCCUCUAUAUCUAAGCUCUACUAUUAUCUCAACACCAGACGAGAUAAGCUUUGGAAUAUCAGUCAGUCCACAGGUCCUUUGUGGAGACCAAACAGUGAACAUUGUUGUAAACGAUUUAGAACAGUUGAGUAGAGUGCACCACCUGUAGGUUAGUAGAGUAGGUGAUCCAAGGGGCCUCCUUUAUACACACAAGUAGGAUAAACUGCAUAGUGUUUCUGCCACUUCCAUGCUUUGCGCCAGGGAAUAUUUUUGGUUGAAACCUCGACAUAACAUGAUGUUAAAAUCUUCCUCCUUGUUCCUGCAUUUGAUUUGCAUUAAUACAAUAAUAAAGAGUGAAUUGAUACAGUAUUAGCAACACCUGCCCACUCUCAUGAGCUCUCUUUCACUAAUGUUCCUUGGUAUUUAACAAUCAUUUCAUUCAGGAAACAAUAAAAUAUUUUAGUAUAA